ACAUUUUAAAUAUGGUUUUGUAAGAUCACAGCAAAAAGAUGGAUCUUGUAAAUAACAUAACAUCGAAGUUGGUUUGGAUUGACAAAUCUUGACUGCACACUGGCGAUUUUGAUCUGACCCACCUUCUCUCUUCACGCAUCCGUUUUGGUUUAGAUUGGUUGGUUGCUUUAUUCCCCUUCUUGGGUCCAAUAACAAAAUUGCAAAGUUCUUUGGAAUCGAAAGGAAUAUAAAUUUUUUUAUUUUGAUUUUGUGUCAGUUCACGUUGCUCUUUGGUUCUUUCUUUCUUGCUUUCCUUCUUUCUUUCUUUGAGAGCACUUGUUGAGGGCACGACCCACUUUCCUUCAAAAGACUUUAUAUUUGUUCAACUGACACAAAACCCAUUUCUGUAUGCAUGUUUUGAGCAUUUUUAGCGAGGAAAAUUCCCUUCUUUCCUCUUUUCUCUCGUACCAAAAAGCCAAUUUUCUGUAAUUCUUGGUUGUUUGAAGUGGGUUUUCCCACUAGAUCACAGGUCCAGCUCUUCAUUGGGUGUUCUGUCACACCCAUGAUGGAGUUUGUGGGCAGAGCUGUGAAGAAAGAGUUCAAAGGCCGUGGAAUUCAUUCGGGUGUUGUGAAAUCAUUCGAUAGCUCUUCGGGAUUCUUCGAGGUUGAGUUCGAAGGUGGUGAUUCUGAAGAAUUGGAUUUGUCUGAGGUGUCUUUGCUUUUGGAGGGUCAAUCUCAACCAGUGGAGAAGAGGUCUUGCCGAGGCCGUAAGCCCAAGAAGCGUCGAAGAAUUGAGAGCAAAUGUGAAAUUGGCGGUGCGUCGGCUAAUGCUGGGGGGAGUUUGGUGCUAGAUAAAGGGAAUCCUGAUGAAACCCUAGAAAUGGGCUUUGAGGUUAGUGUUGUUUGUGUUAAGGAUUUAAAUGAGAGUUUUAAUUUGAAUGAUGAAGUCAAGAAAAACCAACUGAUAGUUGAUGGGGUUAGUGCGGAUUUGAAUGGGAGUCUCGAGGGAAAUAAGAUUUUGGAUAUGAAUGUUACUCUUAGCGGUGGGGUUGAAGAUAUUUUAGAAAAGAGAGGCAAGUCUGAGAAGGAUUUUGAAGGAAAUGGGCCGGGCAAUAGGAAUCUUUUUAGAAAUGGAGAUUCCAGAGAUGGCUUUGAUUUGAAUGCGAGGUCUAGUUCAAAUGAGUGGUUGAAUUUAAAUGACAGCAGUGAUCAUCAUGCCAGUCCUAGUAAAAAUGCUAACUUAGAGAGAAGGGGCUCCAUUGAUUUGAAUCUGUAUGUCAAUGCUGACUUUGACGAGAAUCUUACUGGGGGCGAUGUAAGUUGUUCGCAGGUUGAAACAAAGAAAAGGGAAUGGGAUUUUGACUUGAAUUUAGAGGUUAGUGAUGUGCAUGUGGAUACUAACAAUAAUGGUGGAGAAGAAAUUGCUUCUUCUGGGAUGGGUGAAGCAAUAAUAGACAAAGUUUGUGAUGAAGCGGUAAUAGACCAAGUUUGUGAUGAAGCAGCAAUGGACCAAGUUUAUGAUAACGUUCAAGGAAUUCAAGACAAAACUAUGGAAUCUGAGAACGAAGAUGGAAAUUUGCAAGAAGUUCACAUAGAUAUCAAGGAAGAAUUGCCAAAAGAAAGCUAUAGUUCCGGUGGAGAUGUGACUGUUGAAGCUUCUCUCAGGGUUUCGGAUCUUAACUGUGUUAAUGAUGGUAAUUUGGUCAAUAUUGAUGUGAAGGAUGUGAGCUCUGAGGUUGGUCCUCAAAUAAUUGAUGGUUGCCAAGGCAAUUCUGAAGGUCAAUACAAACAGCGUGGCAGGAAAAAGAAAAGAAAGGUUUUGGAUGGUGUUAAUACACCUGAUACAGUUUUGAGGAGAAGUACCCGUAGAGGGAUCAUUCAGAAAACUGUCCCAAUUGCAUCAUCUGAUAUAUCUUCCCCUGUAGCUAGUGUGGUAACUGAGGAAAAACAGGUAGCUUAUGAUGGAUCUGACAUGCCUGUUGGCCUUCCUUUUAAGCUGCAGUUACCACCCUCUUCGAAAAACUUGAAUCUUGAUGAUAUUUCCAUCCUUGACCUGUUCUCUAUUUAUGCCUGUUUGAGAUCAUUCAGUACGCUAUUGUUUCUUAGCCCAUUUGAGUUGGAUGAUUUUGUGGCAGCGCUUAAGUGCAAAUCUCCGACUAUAUUAUUUGAUAAUAUACAUCUGUCUGUUUUGCAAACUCUAAGAAAGCAUUUGGAGGAUCUCUCUACUGAAGGUUCAGAAUCUGCUUUGAGUUGUCUAAGGAGUCUUAACUGGGAUAUGCUAGACUUGAUUACGUGGCCUAUUUUUAUGGUUGAGUAUCUAUUGAUUCAUGGUUCAGGUUUGAAACCUGGUGUUGAUCUAUGUCGCUUGAAAUUGUUAAAAAAUGAUUACUACAAACUACCUACAGGCAUUAAGAUUGAAAUUCUUCGCUGUCUAUGUGAUGAUAUGAUUGAAGUGGAAGCCAUUAGGUCAGAAAUUAACAGAAGGUCUUUGGCAGCUGAGCCAGAGAUUAUUCGUGAUAGAAGCCUGAAGUCAGAAGUCUACAAAAAGAAGAAGAUUUCAGCAAAUGCUUCCAUUAAUUCUUGUCAGUCAGAGGACACUAUGGAUGACACCGCAGACUGGAAUAGUGACGAAUGCUGUCUGUGCAAAAUGGAUGGUAGCUUAAUAUGCUGUGAUGGCUGUCCUGCUGCAUAUCACUUGAAGUGUGUAGGAAUAGCCAAUGAUCUCUUGCCAGAGGGUGACUGGUUUUGUCCUGAGUGUGCCAUUGACAGGCACAAGUCCUGGAUGAAAACACAAAAAUCACUUCGGGGAGCUGAAUUUUUAGGAGUGGAUCCUCAUGGUCGUACAUACUUUAGUAGCUGUGGCUUCCUCUUGGUGUCUGAUUCAUGUGACACUGAGUCCUCUGUCAGUUACUACCACAGGAAUGAUCUGGAUGUUGUUAUUGAAGCUCUUAGGUCAUCAUAUUCAUCGUACAGUGACAUACUAAUGACUAUUUGCAAGCACUGGGAUAUUACUUUCACCUUAAACGGAAAAAUUAAUAAAUCUGACUCUCUGCAUUGUACAAGUAAAUAUUAUAGUAACUUUUGCCAUGAAGGUGCAAAGUCAGCAAACCUGUUUGAAGCGGAGACUAUACUCGAAGGUUCUACUGUGAAUAAAUCAGCUCUAGAUAGUCAGCUAAACUCUAGCAUUCAGGAUAUUCAAACGCAACAGACUACUGUUUCAAACGGUUAUGAGUUUACAAAUCAGGCUAAAGGAUCAGGGAAGUUCUCUUCUGGGGAAGAUUCUUCUUUAUUACAUCCCUGCCUAGAUGGGAUGCAAGAGAGCAAUACAAGAUGUGGAGGUCUUGAACAUUCCUUAUCCAUGAGCAUUAUAAACGGGGAUGCACUUGAAGAUGAAAGUGACGAUGGUUACUCUAACUUCUAUAGUUUUGCUCAAACAGCAUCUUCAGUGGCUGAUGAGUUCAUGCGUAAAUCAUCUGAGAAAGAUAAAAUUAAAGAAAAAUCUACCAUGUCAGAAGAAGAAAUAAUUGCAGCGCAGAUGAAGGUAAUUUUGAAGAAAACAAGCAAUUUCGGUUGGCCGUUUAUUCAAAAUAUUAAUGUAGCUACGCAGAAAGAAAAAUGUGGAUGGUGCUUUCCUUGUAAAGCUUCCAGUGAUGAAUUGGACUGCUUGUUUAAGACAAACAAUGCUUGGAUUGAGGAGGGGUUGGCAAUUGAUGUUCCUGGUCUUCAACUUAAAAGGAAAGGAAAAGGCCACCUUAGAGAUGUUAUAUGUCAAGUUUUGUCGAUUGAGAAUCGUUUGCAAGGGUUACUCUUGGGUCCAUGGCUGAAUUCUCAUCAUUCUAAGCUUUGGCGUGAAGGUCUUUUGGCCUUUGAUUUUAAUUCUGUGAAACAUCUAUUAUUAUUGAUAGAAUCAAAUUUGCGGCAUCCUGCUAUAUCAGCUGAAUGGUUUAAGUUUGUCGACUCUGUUAACACCUUGGGUUCAGCUUCUCUUUUCGUUACCAGUUCAUUACGUGCCACUAGACAUGGAAUUAGUAGAAAAAGGGGUAGGUUUUCAGAUAUCGAGUCAAAUGGCUCUUCAAAUGGUUCUAGUGGAUUAAGCAUGUUCUGGUGGAGGGGUGGCCAGCUUUCUCGUCGCAUUUUUAACUGGAAGGUCUUACCUCGCUCUUUGAUUUCAAAGGCUGCACGACAAGCUGGCUGUACAAAGAUACCUGGAAUUGCAUAUCCUGAGGGUUCAGAAUGUGCGAGAAGGAGCAGAUGUAUUGCCUGGCGAGCUGCUGUAGAAGCAUCAACAAGUGUGGAGCAGCUUGCAUUCCAGGUCAGAGAGUUUUAUUCAAACAUCCGGUGGUAUGAUGUUGAAAAUACCCAUCCUCUUCCCACGGUUGAAAAGGAAUUAAGAAAAUCAAUCAGGCUUUUCAAGAAGGUAAUUGUGCGCCGUAAGUCUGUUGAAGGGAACUUGGUAAAAUAUCUCCUUGACUUUGGAAAAAGAAGAGCUAUUCCUGACAUUGUUAAAAAACAUGGGGUUAAGCUUGAGGAUUCCAGUAACGAGAGAAAGAGAUAUUGGUUAAAUGAGACUUUUGUUCCUUUGCAUCUGGUGAAGAAUUUUGAGGAGAAAAGAGUUGCUCGCAGAGCAAAUGAGGUCAAACCCAAAAUUGUGGAGUUGGGUAUAGUGAAGUCCUCCCGGAAGAAGGGAUUUGCAUAUUUGUUUUCAAGAGCAGAUAAACUUGAUUUAUACCAUUGUGGCCGCUGUAACAAAGUUGUGCCUGUCAGGGAAGCUGUUAGUUGCAGAUAUUGUCAAGGAAUUUUUCACAAAAAGCAUGUCAAGAAGUAUGUGGAAUCCGUUGCAGCAAAAUGUACAUAUACCUGCCACAGUUGUUGGGAUGGUAUAUCUGUGAAGUCUAAUGGAAAAAGAGGGAAAAGUGGUGUAAAAGGAGGGAAGUUGCACAUGGUGAAAGGUAAAAGACCUAGUGAUCAACGUGCACUGCGAUUGAAAAACAGAAAAAAAGCAUUGAGGGCUGGAAAACAAGCACAGACACAAAACAAUUCCAAAGUUCCGACAGGUAUCCCUCUACGUCGUUCAGCAAGACAAGCUAAACACUCAUCGCUUCAAAAGAAAAAGCAAGAUAAAAAGGUUGGAGGAAGUGUCAAAAGGAAAAAGAUGAAGUCCAGGAAGGGAACACCAAAAAAACGUAAAAGAGAGACUUCUUUGCAGAAGAAAAGGACUCUGGCGUGCCAUAGCUUCUGGCUUAAUGGUCUCUUCCUUUCUAGGAAGCCUGGUGACGAACGAGUGACACACUUCAGGGAGAAAAAGCUUCUUCUUCUAACUCCGAGGAUUUCUGUGAACCAUGAUAAAGCAAAAUGCAAUCUUUGUUCUGAAACAGAACAUGCAUCUGGUUUGAAUUAUAUUGCUUGUCAAAAUUGUGGAGCGUGGUUUCAUGGAGAUGCUUUUGGACUUGAUCAGACUAAAAUAGAUAUAUUGAUUGGAUUUAGGUGUCAUAUAUGUCGGAAAAGGUUGCCUCCCGUCUGUCCCCAUCAAAUGAAUCAGAAGCCUGAUAUUUUGGAUGAGUACUUGUUUUUUAUAUCAGACUAUCUAUUUGAACACGGAAGCCCCUACAGCACAACCUGUUCUUUUAUAUGUGUACGCUCCGAACAGAAAUUCAAAUUACAUUUUCUAGUAGAUCGAUUAUCUUAAUGUUCAGAACUAGCGACACUAAAUUGGACCAAUCUACUUCGUUAAAGAUGAAGACCUUCAUGGCCAACUUCCAGAUACCACAAGUUCUCAACUCUCGUCGUGGUAUUGUUUGAACUCACAACAUGAGAACAAGAAAGUUUGCCGAAUUGAACAUGAGUGGUGGCAUUGGAGUGACCUAUUCAUUUUUUAGGUAGCGAUGACAGUAUUAUUGCAGUUAUAAACUAACCAGUAACCACAUGAAUAUAGGCAUUGUAUUAGGCUGUCCAAGUUAUAAAUAGCAAUCCCGGUCAGCAUUAACACUCUCGUAGGUAGUCGAUUAGGCUUCUAACGCAUGUAUCGGAACUUGGAAAUUGGUUCCUCAUUGAACAUGACUCUACUGAUUUACAAUACUGAUGGCGUCUUUUUGUUAAGUCAAUCUCAGGAUUCGGAGGGGAUUCAUGGAUACUGAAGAUUGUAGGUAGAAUAGAUUUAUAGAAAGAUUGUAGUUACUGGCUGGCGAGCUGUAUGUAACAAUGGACUUCAUUGUGAAUCCACUGAAAUUGUGCAAACUUCAGCCAAUAAAAUUUCAAUGUCAAAUUCGUUUUUCUGCUUCUGAUUGCAAUAAGAUGGACAUUGAUUCA
Messenger RNA from Cucumis sativus (cucumber), 6285 nucleotides. RefSeq names its product DDT domain-containing protein PTM. NCBI's taxonomy places the organism in Eukaryota, Viridiplantae, Streptophyta, Magnoliopsida, Cucurbitales, Cucurbitaceae. The transcript has 11 exons. The coding region runs from base 542 to 5665 and encodes 1707 amino acids. The record is from RefSeq and is a predicted model, not a curated record.